UGCUGAACGCACACUGAACACCUGAGAGCUUUGAUGGAAACGUUAACUCGCAUUCUUUUAGAUGUAUUUUCGUAUCCAUGAUACUGAAAAUUGCCUUCCCUUUCGAGUUGGAAAAUGUCASUGUGUCUAAAUUUUCGGCAUAAAAAGGUCCGACUUUGACUAAGUGAACUGUUAUUUUCUUUUCGUCUAGAAAACUWCUUUAUAUUAAUCAGGUUUGAGUACAUGGCGUCAGGAGAGAACGGCGAUUCUCUGGAAAAAACGUCGGACGAUGAGGAGCAAGAACAUUUAAACCGCAUGAACGAAGACGUCCAAAAACUACGGGAUCUGAUGCCAUUAAAAAGUGUUGACUUUAAAAACUGCGACGACGCAUUUUUACUGGACGUUUUACAAGCAAGAAGAUUUGAUUUAGACAAUUCAUUUGAGCUACUAUGCAACUACUUUGAAUUUCGCGAAAAAUACUCGCACUUUUUUGAAAAUUUGACAGCCUCAGAGCUUCGUUUUGCGGUGGAAGACGGUUUUCCUUGCGUUUUGCCAAACACUGACUCAAAUGGCUCUAAAAUAAUGGUCCUCUUUCCUGGAACAUGGGACGUUGAGACUUUUGAUAUAGAUACACUGUUGAAAGCUGUCAUUUUGAGUUUGGAACAUUUGAGCAAAAGUCGUCGAGUUCGAGUAAAUGGCAUUGUGUUACUCGUUGACUUUAGUGGCUGGACAACCAAUCACACAGCCAAAUUGACGAUUCGUGCUUUGAGGACGAUUGUUGCUGUGUUUCAGGAGUGCUCUACAGUGUGGUUUAAGAAUGUCCACUUGAUCAAUCAACCUUGGUAUGUUAAUGCCUUUAUCAGCUUGACAAAAUCCUUCAUGAAAGAUUAUGUACAUGACAGGGUUAUUCUUCACGGCAACAACCUAUCAACGUUACACGAAUUCAUCCCUCAAGAUUUUCUUCCAGCAGAAUUCGGCGGCAAUAAUCCCGAGGUUGACCUCUGCUACUGGGCAAAUCUCUUGUUGGAAGCGGARAAAAGGGCACAAAAAAGAGCUUCUACUUUUCGAAUGGGAAAAAAUCCCUUAAAGAUAUCAAUUGAUAAAGCCCAGGGGCGGGGURAAACGAGCGACGACUCCAAUGAAAACGAGCCUUUGUUAAACAAUUUGGAUUUUCCCGCCUGUGGCUCAUCUCGAUCUGUCAAGGCAAACGGGUUUUUGUAGAGUAAAAACGCUAAAAAGAGACUGAUCCAAACUGUAUGACCUCCUGCGUCAUUGACUAGCAAAACUAUUUCCUUUAAAAAUGAACAAUGUAUAACGCGUCCAAAAAAAAUAGUUGYAGAUUUUUGGGAGACUUCAAAUUGCUUUCAAAACUGAAUAAAACGGUAUUAACAAAGCACCCACAUGACCCAUGAAUCAUUAAGUUGAAAGCGCAAAGCCUCGCUUGCAGCCGUGAGAGCAGAGUCACACUCAUUUGC
Messenger RNA from Exaiptasia diaphana, 1454 nucleotides. Its product is annotated as clavesin-2. Lineage: Eukaryota; Metazoa; Cnidaria; Anthozoa; Actiniaria; Aiptasiidae. Gene Ontology annotation, molecular function: phosphatidylinositol bisphosphate binding. The record is from RefSeq and is a predicted model, not a curated record. Gene Ontology annotation, cellular component: membrane. The transcript has 3 exons. Bases 223 to 1200 code for a protein of 325 amino acids.